Molecule: messenger RNA, 2906 nt
Organism: Medicago truncatula (barrel medic)
Lineage: Eukaryota; Viridiplantae; Streptophyta; Magnoliopsida; Fabales; Fabaceae
Product: G-type lectin S-receptor-like serine/threonine-protein kinase At5g35370
Exons: 1
Coding region: 122-2761 (879 amino acids)
Biological process (GO): protein phosphorylation
Molecular function (GO): protein serine/threonine kinase activity; ATP binding
Source: RefSeq, a predicted model, not a curated record
AGGUAGCAGAAAAUGGAGAGCAUUGAAACAGACCAAUUCAACUUUUUUCUUUUUUCCCUUCCUCAAUUCAAAUAUCAUUUCUCACUUGUCACAUUUUUAUUUUUCAACAAAUUAUCACACCAUGAAACUAAUCAUAAAUUUUUCUUCCACUAUUUUCCUUUUGUUUACUACUUCCAUAUCCGCUUACACAUUUUCAGAUCAUAUCUCACCGAAUUUCACUGCUUCGUAUCUUCAAUUCAUCGCUAACACUGGAACAUUUUUGUUGUCUAGAAACAAAACAUUCAAGGCAGCUAUAUUCAAUCCUGGUAAUCAACAAACAAGUUUCUAUCUAUGCAUCAUACAUGCCGCGUCAAACACGGUCAUUUGGUCUGCUAACCACGCGCCCAUCUCAGAUUCCGAUACAGUGAAGCUAACUGUCGAAGGGAUUACAAUUUUUGACAAAAAUGGAAAUUCUAAAUGGUCAACACCACCACUUAAAUCACAAGUACAAAAACUUUCACUCACUGAGAUGGGAAACCUUGUGUUACUUGAUCAAUCCAAUGGUUCUCUUUGGGAGAGUUUUCAACAUCCAACCGAUACAAUCGUUAUUGGACAACGAUUAUCGGUUGGAGCAUCAUUGUCGAGUGCUUCAUCGAAUUCAAAUUUGUCAACAGGAAAUUACAAGCUGACAAUAACUUCUUCUGAUGCAAUACUUCAAUGGCAUGGACAAACAUAUUGGAAAAUUUCUAUGGAUUCAAAAGCUUACAAGAAUUCAAAUGAUGAUGUUGAAUACAUGGCAGUAAACACAACAGGUUUUUAUCUCUUUGGACAUAAUGAACAAGUUCAUGUAUAUCAAGUUGGUUUAUCAGUAGCCAAUUUUCGUGUCGCGAAAUUGGCUUCCGAUGGCCAAUUUACUAUUAGUAGCUUUUCAGGAACAAAUUUGAAACAGGAAUUUGUUGGACCAGAUGAUGGUUGUCAAAUUCCAUUAGCUUGUGGAAGAAUAGGUUUAUGUAAUGAUAAUAGUUUAUCAUCAUCAUCAUCAUCAACUUCUUCUUCUUCACCGGUUUGUUCUUGUCCUUCAAAUUUCCAUGUUGCAUCGGGUAAUCUCCAUGGUUGUGUUCCGAACGAUGUGUCUCGUACUUUGCCAUUAGCUUGUAGUUCUUUAACAAAUAAUAAUCAUAGUCAGUCAAAUUCUUCAGUUGUUUCAUUUUUAAAUAUAGGCUAUGGUGUGAAGUACUUUGGAAAUAUUUAUUCUGAUCCAAUUAUGUUUGGAGUGAGUUUAUCUGAUUGUCAAGGUCAUUGUUCAAGUAACUGUUCUUGUUUGGGAAUUUUGUAUAGAAAUUCUUCUGGAUCAUGCUACAUGAUUGAAAAUGAGUUAGGAUCCAUUAGUAAUGGAGGUGAAGGUGACAUGUUAGGCUUGAUUAAAGUUAAUAUUGGCCAUGAUAUUGAUAAUGAACAAAAUUCUCAAAAAGAUGGAUUUCCUGUUAUUGCUGCAGUGCUAUUACCAAUUGUUGGGAUCAUUUUUUUAUUGGCUCUUGUUUUUUUUCUUAUGUGGAGAAAAUUUACAAAGUCGAAAAAACAAGAGGUGAAAUUAGGGAAACAAAUCUCAAUCUCACAACAUUCUUCAGGGGACUUGGAUCAAGAUGCCUUUUACAUCCCUGGUUUACCGACGAGGUUUGAUUACGAAGAACUUGAGGUAGCUACUGAUAAUUUCAAGACUCUGAUAGGAUCUGGUGCAUUCGGCGUAGUGUACAAAGGUGUACUACCUGAUAAGACUAUUGUGGCAGUUAAGAAAAUAAUCAACAUUGGAAUUCAAGGGAGGAAAGAUUUCUUCGCCGAGAUUGCUGUUAUUGGAAACAUUCAUCAUGUUAAUUUAGUUAGACUCAAAGGCUUUUGUGCUCAAAGGGGACACCGAAUGUUGGUGUACGAGUACAUGAACCGCGGCUCACUCGACCGGAACCUCUUCGGUGGACAUCCGGUUUUGGAAUGGCAAGAGAGGUGUGAUGUGGCCCUUGGAACAGCGCGCGGACUCGCUUAUCUUCACAGUGGAUGUGAGCAAAAGAUAAUUCACUGUGAUAUCAAACCAGAGAAUAUUCUUCUGCAUGAUCAAUUUCAAGCUAAGAUAUCUGAUUUUGGACUUUCGAAACUCCUUAGUCCAGAACAAUCUGGUUUGUUCACAACAAUGAGAGGAACUCGUGGUUAUCUUGCUCCGGAAUGGCUUACAAAUUCAGCAAUUUCUGAGAAAACUGAUGUAUAUAGUUUUGGAAUGGUGCUUCUUGAAUUGGUAAGUGGUAGAAAAAAUUGUUCUUUCAAGUCAAGAAGUCAUAGCAUAGAUGAUGAUCAUAACAACAGCAGUGGUAAUAAUGGAAAUUCAUCAAACUCAUCAACAACAGGACUUGUUUAUUUUCCACUAUAUGCAUUAGAGAUGCAUGAACAAAAGAGUUACAUGGAUUUGGCUGAUCCAAGGUUAGAAGGACGUGUUACAAUCGAUGAAGUGGAGAAACUCGUUCGUAUUGCAUUGUGUUGUGUUCAUGAAGAUCCAUCACUUAGGCCUAACAUGGUUACUGUUGUUGGAAUGUUAGAAGGUGGGACUCCAUUGCCACAACCUAGGAUGGAAUCUUUGAAUUUCUUGAGGUUCUAUGGUCGUAGGUUUUCUGAGGCUUCUGUUAUAGCAGAAGAGAAUGAACAUGGUUCUGUGAGGAUUCAACAACCGCGUGAUUCAACACGUUUCGUUAGUCGAUUUUCUUACAUAUCUUCACAACAAAUCUCAGGACCAAGAUAGUGAAUUCUGUUAAUUAAUUGUGCUUUCUUUCUUCUAAUGUUAAUUUUGUGUUCAUAUGUAUAAAGGAUGGCAUCUCUAUGUAAUUUGAAGUAAAAUGAAAUGUAUGAUUUAUAAAUCUUCAUAUAUAAAUACUAUGCUGAAUUUA